AUGAAGGCUAUCCUCGCCCUCUCCGCCCUGGCCGCUGGCGCCGCCGCGACCCUCGACGCCGAUACCUAUGACAACUACCCUCCCCCCGUCUUCUCUCUCGGUCCCCCCUCCGUGACCUUCCGUCCCGGUAGCGGCGACAGCAGCUCCGACAACACCCUCAUCCUGCAUCCCCCUUUCCCGACGGGCACUCCGGUCCCAGAAGACCCCAAGCCCGACCUGCCCACCAAGACUACACUGAUUCCUCAUCCUCCUUACCCAACCAAGACGAAGACUAAGUCCAAAUGGACCACCUCUACCAUCUCAACCUCCACAACCACCGACGGAACGGUCAUCACUACGGUGAUCACAACCGUCUGCCCCAUUACGGAGACGGAAUCCGAAUCCGAGACGCCAACGCCGGCGGAACCGACCCCCUUACCGCCAGUAACUACCACAACAAAGUCCAAGCACUGGCCUCAUCCUCCCCCUCCUCCAGUCUCAACCUCUUCUGCUGAGGAGGAGACUCCUACCCCGACACCGACGGAUGUGCCGGUUGAGACGACGACGUUGGCUACCAAGACGACCAAGUCUGUUGGGACGGUGACUAAUGUUCCUGUGCUGCCGACGACCAGUAGUGUGGUUGACGUGCCUGUUACAGCGGGGGCAGGGACGGCGGUGAAUAAGGUGGGUUUAGUUGCCGCACUGGUAGGUGUUUUGGCGGCUGUUUUGCUUUGA
Molecule: messenger RNA, 714 nt
Organism: Thermochaetoides thermophila DSM 1495
Lineage: Eukaryota; Fungi; Ascomycota; Sordariomycetes; Sordariales; Chaetomiaceae
Exons: 1
Coding region: 1-714 (237 amino acids)
Source: RefSeq, a predicted model, not a curated record